AUGUCUACGAACUUACGCGAGAACAUCGAAAUCGAAACUCAUGAUGGUUUCACCCUGAGGGAGCGCUUCCAAGCUGCUGGGUUUGCUGCUAUCGUAUUCGACCACAGAAACUGGGGAGAGAGCGACGGGCUACCCCGCCACCAUACCGAUCAUUACCAACAGACACAAGACCUCCAUGAUGUUGUAUACUACGCUUCGAUUCGUCCAGGCGUAGACCAGAAUCGUAUCGCACUAUGGGGCUCUAGCUUCUCCGGCGGCAUCGUUAUGGCCGUGGGCGCAGUUGACCCGCGUGUCCAAGUGGUCAUUACUCAGGUGCCCUUCGUCUCGGGUCACGCUACACGAAGACGUAUGGCUCCUGAUGUUCUCACUAAAAUCUUUUCCGACCGCGGACAGACAUCUUUCCACAAGCCAUCCUAUGUUCCCACAUUCCCGGAAUCAUUGGAUCAGGCUCAGAAAGAUCCAGAUGCCGCUGUGCUUGGAACGGAAGAAAGCUGGUAUUACUCCCAGACAGUAAAAGCUUUUGGUCAGAAAAAGGAGAACAAGAUAACGCUACAAAGUCUGUUUCACGCUAUUCGGGCGGAGCCAAGCGUGUAUGCUACUCAGCUUUCGCCAAAGCCAUUCUUCAUGGCAGUGGGCCUUGCGGACUCCUUGAUUGAUCCAAAGGUGCAGUUGGAUGUGUUUGAGAUGGCCAAAGAGCCUAAAGAACUUCUCAAGAUGGAUUGUGGCCAUUUUGAUGUAUAUCAAGGUGGCCACUUUGAGGAGAACAUCUCUCACCAGAUUGAAUUUCUGAGGAAGAAUCUUUAG
Clonostachys byssicola is the source of this 804-nucleotide messenger RNA. The record is from the annotation of a GenBank genome assembly. NCBI's taxonomy places the organism in Eukaryota, Fungi, Ascomycota, Sordariomycetes, Hypocreales, Bionectriaceae.